Molecule: messenger RNA, 579 nt
Organism: Phaeodactylum tricornutum CCAP 1055/1
Lineage: Eukaryota; Bacillariophyta; Bacillariophyceae; Surirellales; Neidiaceae
Exons: 1
Molecular function (GO): NADH pyrophosphatase activity; ADP-ribose diphosphatase activity; NAD binding
Source: RefSeq, a predicted model, not a curated record
UUUGACAAGGCUGGCUUUCGCAAUCGUCUUGAGGCAACGGUCACUGCUUGUCGGGAAAUGGGAAAGUCAAGCUUAUGGAUGCAGGUUCCUAUGUCUCGGGCUUCACUCAUUGAGGAUAUGAACGAAUUUGGACUGAGAUUCCACCAUGUUAAUGGCGAUGAUGUCAUUCUUAACGUUUGGUUAAAGGAUAGUGAAUCCAAGAUACCAGAGUUUGCUACGCACAAUGUAGGAGUUGGAGCAGUUGUCGUGAACUCGAGGAACGAGAUCCUUUGUGUGAGAGAGCUGCGAAAUAAUUACAUGAAAUGGAAAACGCCUACAGGGCUCUCCGAUCUCGGCGAGCAAAUCGAUGACGCCGCCUGUCGUGAAGUCUUGGAGGAAACUGGAAUUCAAACGAGAUUUCACAGUUUGCUAGGUUUUCGUCAAACGCACGGACUAGCGCACGGCCGCUCUGAUCUUUUCUUUGUUUGUCGUCUUGAUCCGCUUGAAGAAUUUGAUUGCAAGGGUGACCUCCUGAUACCGACACCAGUGCCGCAGACCGACGAGAUUCAGUCAGUAGAGUGGGUCCCGCUCGAGGAAUAU